AGAAGUUCAUAAAGAGUCAACUCAAAUUGUAGAAAAACGCUCAGAGAUACAUUGCGCACACAAAACACUCAAAUCGUUAUCUUAUCAGUCGACCAAAUGUGGACUGUCUAUAUGCGCUGUCAAGUGAGUAAACAGACGUGAAAUCUUACAAAACGCAAGAGCGCCCAAAUAAAGGCUAAAGCCUGCCUGUAUAUAAAUACAAAGUUGGCAGUUCACUCAAAUCCGAUUUCAGUAAUGGUUUAUAACUCGAGACGAGUAGAAGCACAUAACGGUUUCAACGAUCACAGAGUGAAGACGUGUUACUAAUGAUCUAAGUGGUCGCUAGAGAAAGUUUUAUAAAAUCCCAUAAGAAUUACAAGAUAAAUAUAUACAAAAUGUCAGAGACUAAACCCGGACAGUGUGUUUUAACGUUACACUUGUUUUACCGUAAUAAACUGAAUGUGUUGUUAUUUGUACUGUUAGUUUUCCACAUAAGUGCCGGUAACGCGACGGAGACCGACACCGCUAUCGAUCCCGUAAAGCGUAUCUCCUUCACAACAGCAGCACCACCACCACCAACGGCCAUUGAUGUGGACGCUGCAACAAAUCACACCAAUGAUCCGCCUAAAAUAAGACGUUCAUUGCGGCUGCCGAACACCACAUUCCCGCUAAAUUAUCACCUGCACAUCGUAACGCAUAUACAUCGGGAAGUUUUCGAGUUCACGGGCAAUGUCACGAUGGACAUUGAAAUACGCCAAUCCACCAAUGAAAUCGUAUUGCAUGCGAAAAAUCUUACCGUUAACGCGAUUACGUUGCUCGAACUGCACACACACGAAACGCUGCGUGACCUCACCUACAGUUAUGAAAAAUAUGGCAGCUACUUGAUCAUACAACCGAUUGAAAAUUAUAUCGCCUUCGAAGCGGGUCAACGUUAUCGGUUGGAAAUUUUAUACACAGGCACGAUGCGCGCUGACACAUUCGGUAUCUAUUGGAUGACCUACAGAGAUGAGAAAAAUAGCACAGUUUAUGUGACGGCGACGCAAUUUGAGCCGACUAGCGCACGUUUGGCCUUCCCUUGUUACGAUGAGCCAUCAUUCAAAGCGAACUUCACAAUAAGCCUCACGCACAGCAACCGUUACACGGCCAUCUCGAAUAUGAUGGUGCGUCAAAUUGAGCCGAGCAUUGACGCAAAUGCUGCACACGGUGACAACAUUGACACUACAAUGGUGACAACCACAUUCCACACCACUCCACCAAUUUCCACUUACCUGGUCGCAUUUGUCAUCUCCGAUUUCGUGUAUAUUUCGGAGGAAUAUCGCGGCGUACAGCAGCGCAUCUUCACCUCGCCAUUAAUCGCUGAUAAGGGUCGUGAUGCUUUGAAGAAUUCCGUACGUACGGUGGCCAUGUUGGAGGAUUUUUUUGGUAUCGAUUAUCCGUUGGCGAAAUUGGAUCAUGUGGCGCUCAAGGAUAACUACGGUUCGGCAAUGGAAAACUGGGGUUUAAUUACCUACAAGGAGGGCAAUCUAGUGCAGCGUGAAAACGCGGAUAAGCUUAAGAAGUUGAAGGAUGUCCUCGUGCAGAAUCACGAAAUCGCACAUCAAUGGUUCGGCAAUCUGGUAUCACCGCAAUGGUGGUCAUACGCAUGGCUGAAUGAGGGUUUUGCCACAUAUUUUGGUUAUUUGGUAACCGAUUUGCUUUAUCCAGAGUAUAAAACCAUGGACUACUUUUUGACCGAUAUUGCUGAGCGCGCCUACAGUUACAACUAUAUGACCGUACGUCCGAUGACUUACUAUGUGGAAAAUGAAACCUCCAUUAUGUCCGUAUUUGACAUCAUAUCCUAUCAAAGAGCCGCUUGUGUGAUCAAAAUGUUCCAUCACGCUUUCAAUCAGAAAACUUUCGUAAAUGGCAUCAGUCAGUAUUUGCGCAAAUAUCAGUAUAGUGUGGCGAACGAGCUGAAUCUUUUCGAUGCUGUACAAACAGCCGUUGCUGCGGAUCCCACAUUCAGUGAGCAGAGCUGGAGUCAAGAUGGCGUACGCGACAUUAUGCUCUCAUGGACGCAUAGCGAGUGGAUACCGAUCGUGAGCAUAGCACGCGAUUAUGUAAGCAAUACCAUAACAAUAAAGCAACGUUCAAAAAAUAAAAACUCGCGUGAACACUGGUGGAUACCGUUGAAUUUCGCAAGCGCUUCGGCAGCCGAUUUCGAGAAUACACACGUCGAUUACUUUAUGCCACCACUGGAGGAGGUAACCUUGAAUGCCAGCCAAUUGGGUAUUGAAUUGCGCGUCGACGAUUGGCUCAUCGUGAACAAACAGCAGACCGGCUUCUAUCAUGUACUCUACAAUGAUGCGAACCUCUGGUUAAUUGCUAAGCAAUUGCAAGACAAUCACACGGUCAUACAUGCAUUGAAUCGGGCAGCCAUCUUUCAAGAUCUCGGACCGCUAAUUGAGAACAAUGAAAUACAAUCGGUGGAUGUGAUAUUUGAAUUGUUAAAAUAUCUAGAAUAUGAGGACAAUCUCAUGCCAUGGAAUCAAGUGGCAGACACAAUUGCCUUUCUGGGCAAGAAUCUCUAUGACACGCCCUCGUUUAAAUUGUACACGCACUUCAUGCGGCAACUCAUUAGACCAAUGUAUCGACGCCUCUAUGAAAUGCCAUUGCUUAAGAAUCUCACAUGCACCGAAUCGUUGGCUAGACAAAAGAUUAUGGAAAUGGCUUGUAUGGUCGAUCUGCAGGAGUGUCUGGACUACACCCACAAUUUGGCGCACAAAUAUAUUUUCGAUAAUGUAACAUUCGGUAACGACAUGAACUACUAUGCCAUGUAUGAGACCAUUCUCUGUUUGGGCGUUAAGUAUCUGAGCGAUGAGGAGUUCAACGCCAUACUUAAUAUAUUCGCUGAAAGGCAACGCGAUACACUGUGGAAUGAUGAUCUGAUUUACUCACUGCGUUGCACACAGAGUAAAACGCACCUGCAGCAGUAUCUCAAUCUCUUGUUGGGUGAGAACUCGACCAAAAGCAUUAUGAACGACAACGAGUCCAUAAUGUACUUAUUCUAUUUGUUCAUGAGUAAUCCUGCCGCACGUCCUGUAAUGUGGCAAUUCUUUGACAGCAAUUAUCGUAUGCUGUGUCGUUCGGAAUUGUUCGUCGAGAACUUUAACCGUAUUGCGGAAUACACAAAGCGUUCACAUCACGACGAGUUCCACGCUUUGCGCGAUAAGAUUGCCGUUGAGCUGGCGAAGGUAGGCCGCGAAAAAUCGCUUAUUGCACCGAAUUCACCGCGUAUCGGUAGAAAGGUUAGAAUCAGUGAAACCUUCCUGGAGAAAUUCUCUACUCAAAUUCACGAUUGGCUUAGACGACAUCAGCAAGCCACCUAUGCGGCAUCUUUGGGUGCGCGCAGCAGUGCCACACAGAUUGGAAAUCUGUUUCGCGUGGCGGGGAAGUUCCUACGUAAAGUACUCAUCAAGAAGGGCUGAUGAGUGAUUUAGUUUACUUUUAACUUCUUUUAUAAAGAAUGAAUAAAAAAUUAUUAAAAUUUUAUUUAAAAAAA
Molecule: messenger RNA, 3520 nt
Organism: Zeugodacus cucurbitae (melon fly)
Lineage: Eukaryota; Metazoa; Arthropoda; Insecta; Diptera; Tephritidae
Product: aminopeptidase N
Exons: 7
Coding region: 375-3446 (1023 amino acids)
Biological process (GO): peptide catabolic process; proteolysis
Cellular component (GO): cytoplasm
Molecular function (GO): peptide binding; zinc ion binding; metalloaminopeptidase activity
Source: RefSeq, a predicted model, not a curated record